This is a messenger RNA of Penaeus indicus, 657 nucleotides long. Its product is annotated as irregular chiasm C-roughest protein-like. NCBI's taxonomy places the organism in Eukaryota, Metazoa, Arthropoda, Malacostraca, Decapoda, Penaeidae. The record is from RefSeq and is a predicted model, not a curated record. Gene Ontology annotation, cellular component: cell-cell junction; plasma membrane. The coding region runs from base 1 to 657 and encodes 218 amino acids. Gene Ontology annotation, molecular function: cell adhesion molecule binding. Gene Ontology annotation, biological process: cell-cell adhesion. The transcript has 5 exons.
AUGUUCACCUGGUGGAUCUCCUGGUGGUGCGCCCUUGUCCUGUCGUCGUGUGUGGGCGCGGUGGGCGACGACGACGACAAGUGGGCGGGCAUGGAAGGCUUCGAGGACCUGCUCGAGCCCAUGGUGGUGCGGGGCAACGUGGGGCCGGGCAUGGGCGGCUCGGCGCUGGAGCUGGUCGAGGUUGACGGCGGCCAAAGCUUCGCAACGCAGCCCACGCCGCAGACGGCCGUCGUGGGCUCCACCGUCGUGCUUCCGUGCAGAGUUAUCAACAAGGUCGGCCACCUGCAGUGGACAAAGGACGGCUUCGGCAUGGGAACCCACAGGAACCUCCCCGGGUUCGCUCGCUACACCAUGAUCGGUUCGGACGACGAAGGAGACUACAGCCUGAGGAUCCAGCCGGUCCUGCUAGAGGACGACGGCAUGUACCAGUGCCAGGUGUCGGCGGGCGACGGCAUCCCCGGCAUCCGCUCGCACACGGCCAGACUCACUGUGUACGUGUCGCCAGAGCCGCCCCGCGUGCGACCCCCCGUCCUUCACGCCACCGCCGGCAUGACCAUCUCCCUCGAGUGCGAGAGCCGAGGCGGACGUCCCGCGCCGGAGACUUCCUUGCAUUGCGCCUAUCAGGGGAUUCAUAUGCCAGAAGAUGCUGUCAUGUAG